Molecule: messenger RNA, 411 nt
Organism: Diabrotica balteata
Lineage: Eukaryota; Metazoa; Arthropoda; Insecta; Coleoptera; Chrysomelidae
Source: the annotation of a GenBank genome assembly
AUGAGUAACCCCGUUAUUGUAGAAAGUGGUCUGCAAAAAGUAAAUUCACUUAAGCUUAAAGAUGUUGAUAAACUUCUCACCAAGCACUUUGGAUAUACUUGAAAUAAUCCACAAAAUAAUAACAAUUUCAAUAGACAAAUCCGAAAUCCCCAACCUGAAAGAUAUCAUGCUACCCCAAUGACCAAGGUACAGACUAUCGCCACAAGAAAUGAACCCAUGGAUUUGGAUACGUCCACUAUUAGACGUACGCAUCAAUUUAAUAUUAAUGCAAACUCAGAUGAAAAUUUCGAAUACACACCUGAAUAUUUUGAAGUUAAUGACAAUGACUAUCCCCAAGAAUUAAUUGAAGAAACUUCUCAGGAUUUUCUCGAGGACCCAACAGACAAAAAUCCUCCAUUAAUAUCGAUCUAA